Pogonomyrmex barbatus (red harvester ant) is the source of this 3316-nucleotide messenger RNA. It is a transcript of the gene Sil1, whose product is annotated as Sil1 nucleotide exchange factor. Lineage: Eukaryota; Metazoa; Arthropoda; Insecta; Hymenoptera; Formicidae. Gene Ontology annotation, cellular component: endoplasmic reticulum. Gene Ontology annotation, molecular function: adenyl-nucleotide exchange factor activity. The record is from RefSeq and is a predicted model, not a curated record.
AUUUGUCGCCGCUGGUCGCCCGCCAAAGGCGCCGAAACGAAACGCGUGCAGCUGCAUCUCCUCGAAAAAAAAAUAUUUAAAAUUCCUCUUCGAUUUUCUUUAUCUCUUCGAAAUAUAUCCCGAUGACGUAUUUAUUUCUCGAUUUAUUUCAAUUUUUUUUUAUACGAUACGUCGGUGAUUUGGGUAAUCCGGAUAGUAUUUGCACUAUUUAAAUAUAAGAUUCUGCAGAGACACGAGGAAUAAAGAUACCUUCUGUAUUUGUAGCUGAAUUAAUGUACACUCGCUGUACUUAUGAAUGAAUAAAGUAAAUAUUUGAAAUUUGAAAAAAGCAAGAUAGAAAGUUUUAGUGCAGUCCAAUGCAGGAACAGAAAACAAACCUAUAACUGAUAUUGUUAUUCAAACUAGCCCUUUUAUAUUACGCAUUGCAUAUUAAUUAAUUAGUUCAGUGACGUACUGAAUAUUGAAGGGUCGUAGAAUAUUACAAAGUGUCAUUUAAUAGAAGCCAUUCAUUAUUAAAAAAAAAAUUCUAAUUUUACACGAAGAUUGAUCGAAAGCAUUCGCAAUAACACACGCAAAAAACAGUACAAGUUUACGGUACACUAAUUCUAUUAACGUUACGUAAAUUACUGCUAAUUUAGUAACGAGUGAUUGCAAAAUUAUAUUUCACUAUGAAUUAUUCAGUAUUUUAAACACACGAAAGCAGAAUUCGAAUAGCAGACGCGGCAACGUCGCGUUGUUCCUAUUGGCUAGACUCGGCUCUGGUGGCGACCGCGUGCACUAUUCAUCGGCACAACUCGUCGGCACAUUGACGCAAUAAAUAGCGGACGCAACACGUGAACAUUCUCGUCGGCAGCGACAAAUGUCAUGUCGUGGGGCCUUCUGACAAUUUCACGUCGCAUUUCCGCCAGCUGAUGACGGACGAUCGCACGCCCACGUGAACAGUCCGCCUGUGAAAAAAUCGCAGCCCGACGUCCGGCAGGCUCUCCGGUAACCGACGACGACAACGACGACAACAUUGUGCUCCUGUCAGAAUGCGUGCCGCAUACACGUGCAUCUUGCUCUUCUACCUGUCGCUCGCGAUUUUCGGCGACGCCGAAAAAAACGAGAGCGCCUUCGUGGCGACACACGAGUGGCAAACGGUGAAGAAGGGAACUCCUAUUCCGAAAGGACUUCAUAUAAGGCAUAAUUUUGCAACUGGAGUAACAGAAGCUAAAUUGAUGGAGGAUGCAGAAGAGGAUGACGAAAAUGUAAAUCGAUCAAAUUCUAAGUCAUUGACGUUACAUCCAGAUAAAUCGGUCUUAGAAAAUGAAGAACCAGAUCCUGUGAAAAUAAAGAAAGUUUCAGAAUCUUUGAAAUUUCCUAUUGAUGAAUUGAAAGCAAGAUUGAAGAAGCUUAAGCAAAAUGAAGCAGAGGAUGUAUCAAAUAUGAAUGAUAGAGAAGACAGACCAAAAACUGAAAAGCGUUUCAAACGUUUUUAUGAAACUUUAAAAGAAGAACUUAAUGCUCUUAAAGUCAAUGUUACGAGCGAUUCCGAAUUAUUAAAGAGGUUUUUUCAAAAAUUUCAGUCUUACAAAAGUAGUAUCACUACAGGAACAUUAACUACUAUAGAAACUGAAGAAGUAUUGGACAUUUUAAAUAAUUUAGAAUAUCUUCUUCAUCAAAUUGACAAUGCCAAAAUAUUCUCAGACAUGGAUGGGCUAACAAAAAUUAUAUCACCAUGUCUUAAUGGAACGAACAAUGAAAUAAAAUCAGAAGCAUUACGUCUUUUAGGAGCAGCUGCUCAAUCAAAUCCAAAAGUGCAAGCUAAGGCAUUGGAAAAUGAUUUUAUCCAAAAAGUGUUGCAUGUCUUAUCCACAAAUAAUAAAAUUGAAGUAAAAUCAAGAUGUCUCUUUGCUCUAAGUGCCUUAAUACGUCAGUUUCCUGCAGCUCAGAAAGCUUGGAUUGAUCACGGUGGUUUGCAAUUACUCGGAAAAAUUCUGUACGACGAUCAAUUACAGAUACAAAUGAAAGCAAUGAAAUUAAUCAACGAUCUGACGAUCGAAAGACGAAACUUAGAAGAAAUCUAUGAUGUCGAGCAGCGUCAGCAGAAAAUGAGGGAAUAUGCUAUUACGGAUUUCGAGCUAAAAUUACUGAGGCACGAUUACUGUAAACUCCUAAGCAAUUUAAUGAUCAAAUGUUUCAAAGAAAAGCUAACUGGCCACUUUAGCAUAGAAAAUAAUGAUUUUCUCGAAGUAGUUUCGGACAGCAUGAUCACGGUAUCUCCUAUUUGUAAAACUGAAUUUAAAAACAUUAAGCUUUUGCUUUUACCUGUUAUAGAUAAUCUCUUGCACUUUUAUCAAAAUCCUAAUAUUAAACUUACCGUGGAUGAAACUGAUGUUUUAAAGAGUUUGAUAUUACUGAUUGAAAGAUUGAAAAUUACUAUUUUUGAAACACUUCAUGAUGAAUUAUGAAUAUUUUGAGUUAAGAUAAUUGAAAAUAUACGAAAGUGUAUCAAAAAGACUAUAAAUUAAAUCCCAGCCUUAUGUUAAUAUGCAAUCAUGUGCAAUAGCAUCAACUAUAAUAGCAUAGGGCUUAUAUAAAAGAGAUUCAUUUUAGUGAGACGAAUUCACAUAAUGAAAAAUUUUGUGAAAAGAAAAAAUUUAUCAUUGUUGUAACAAUCACUGCAAUAAAGUCCUGACAAAGAGAAAAUUAUUUUGUGGCUAGAUUAAUUAUAAUUUAUAAAUCUUAAAAAGAUUUAUCAAGUGUAAGAAAAUAUUUUGUUAUUCUAAGCGUAUAUUUACAUUAUACCUCUCUAUUGUAAAUAGCUCAUCAUACUUGCAGAAUCAGGAACGAAACGUGCAGGUUCUCGUCUCUUGCAUCCAAAGUAUGAAAUAGUCAUUAAAUAUCAAAUUUUUAUUUAGCAUUCAAACAAAAUGUUAGCUAUAUUUUUUGUUUAGCAGUUUUUUUUGUUGUAAAAAUUUCUAUUGGCCUAUCAAGUAUCUAAACACUUGAAUGUCUCAAAUUCAAGAGACGGGAACUUCUAAUUUUGAUUUAAUCAUAAGCUCAAUUAAUAUUUCAUAUAUCUCACAAUUUUGUGAAACAGUUAAAAAAAAGUUUGUUAAAAAAAUAAAACGACUGAAGUGUAUGUGUACAUAGUAGUUAAGACUUUAAUUAUUUGGCUAUUACGUAGCAAAUAUGAAUAACUUGUUGUGUUUUUCUCCUAUUUUAGAAUUAUUUAAUAAAUUAUUUUGUACUGACUGUACAUAACACAGCUUAUUGUUUGAAAGUUCCUGUAGUAUAUAUUUAAUAUAAAAGAAGUAAAAAUAUGAACAAUCGC